ACAAAUUCCGUGCAGUGUUGUGUUAAUUUUCAAGACAUUCCGAUCCCUCUUAUCUGUCUAAAUUGUGUUCGCAAUUAAGAAGUUAUUGCUAAAGAUGGACCGAUGGCUACAAAAGGAAAUUGAGCUGAAUCAGAAGCAUGAAGAAAUAUUAGUACGACGUGAGGCGUUAUUGAAGCAGACAGAGUUACGUCUUGGAGAUACUCAGGAGCUUAGUGCAUCGGUGGCUCAUCAUUGGGGCCAGGCUAAACAGAGGAACCAAGAACUAAUUCAGGAGAUAGUUCAGUGUCAGACAGAGGCACGCAUCCAGUCAGCGAGACCGUCAUCAUUUCAACUGACUGCACUUAAGGAGCGAUAUUGGGAGAUGGUGGAAAAAGAAACACCCAAGUGGAAGGAAGAGGUAAAGAAAGCCAAGAGAGAUAAGAUUAAUCCACCAAGUGCUAGGUGACAGAUUACCAACCAACUGACUACCAGCUAACUGGGUAGGAAGAGGUGAAGAAAGCCAAGAUAGAUAAGAAAAAUCCACCAAGUGCUAGGUGACAGAUUACCAACCAACUGACUACCAGCUAACUGGGUAGGAAGAGGUGAAGAAAGCCAAGAUAGAUAAGAAAAAUCCACCAAGUGCUAGGUGACAGAUUACCAACCAACUGACUACCAGCUAACUGGGUAGGAAGAGGUGAAGAAAGCCAAGAUAGAUAAGAAAAAUCCACCAAGUGCUAGGUGACAGAUUACCAACCAACUGACUACCAGCUAACCGGGUAGGAAGAGGUGAAGAAAGCCAAGAGAGAUAAGAGUAACCCACCAAGUGCAAGGUGACAGAUUACCAGCCAACUGACUACCAGCUAACUGGGAGGAAGGGCUGAAGAAAACCAACAGAGAUAAGAGUAAUCCACCAAGUGCAAGGUGACAGAUUACCAGCCAACUGACUACCAGCUAACUGGAAGGAAGAGGUGAAGAAAGCCAAGAGAUAAGAGUAAUCCACCAAGUGCUAGGUGACAGUUUACCAGCCAACUGACUACCAGCUAACCUUGUAGGAAGAGGUGAAGAAAGCCAAGAUAGGGUGCAUUCGUUUAGCUUCCCUGGGUCGACCCAGGGAAAUGCUAGUCUUAACAUUUCAACUUUGUGUAGUCUGUGAGUUUCUUAAUUGAACUCAAUGCAUCAUGAACUUCAGAUGUGAAGACGGAAUCAUUGCUUAGCACUGUUAGGCCUACUGUAGAGAUUUAGCUUCAAUCAUAAUUUGAAUGUUGACCACCUUGCUUUAAAAAAAAACUUUCACACUGCACGUGUUUCAAGGGAAUUCCUGGAAAAUUCCCCAGGAAAUUCCUGUCGUAAAGUUCCCUAAGACGUUAGGGGGGGGGGGGGUUCAAGUUUCCAAGGAAGUUUAGGGGUUUGAGUUCCCUGGGAUUUUCCUGGGGUUAUAUUUAUCAUGUUGAUUUGAUUUGAUUUGAAUUUAUUCAGAUAAAUGCAGCAAGAACAUACACAGCAGCGGAGGUUACACAAAGACAGGAGGUUAUUCAUUCAUUUUUGUAAUGCUGAAAAAGUCCUUUGCCAUUAAUCAGCAAAGGAGCAAGCAUAGUUACUCUGAUGCAAGUCUGAUGCAAAAAAAAAAAAAGAAUUAGAAGAAGUAAAGUCUGCCUUGAGCCAUGAUGUCUAUCUGGUUUUAUUGGCAUUAAAUGACUGAGAAUAUUUGUGUAUCUCAAAAUGUCCUGUGUGCAAACCUUCUAUUACAACUUAAAUCUAAAACAUAUCCACCAUAACUGUGCAAUUUGUUUGGUUGUGAUUUUACAGCACCUAAACUUAAACUUGCUCAACCUUGGACCGGCAGUCCAAUCUGGUUUAUCAAACCUUGAUGUCAGAGCUGCCCCUUAGUUUAGAGCUAACCUUAUUAAAAUCUAUUUUAAAAACAUUCCCUUUUGAAGAAACUAUGAAGUUAAUUUUGAUAACUCUAAUACUUCUCUUGCAUUCCAUAAUUUUUGUAUAUUGCAUAAAAUAUUUGUUUGUACACAAAUACCGUGUGUUCUUUUUGUAAAUUGAGUGAGGAAUAUAGAUUUCUGUAUAUUAAAAGAUCAUUAGAGAGAUUA
Messenger RNA from Asterias rubens (European starfish), 2078 nucleotides. RefSeq lists its product as uncharacterized. Bases 95 to 445 code for a protein of 116 amino acids. Lineage: Eukaryota; Metazoa; Echinodermata; Asteroidea; Forcipulatida; Asteriidae. The transcript is spliced from 4 exons. The record is from RefSeq and is a predicted model, not a curated record.